AUGCGCCUCAACCAUUCUCGCCCUCUUCUUCUCUUCACCUUCAUCUUUCCUUCCUCCGCUUCCGCCUCCACCUUUACCUCCGCCCUCGCCUCCAACUUCACCUCUACCUCCUUCUCCACAUCCACCGAACUCUCCAUUCUUCUUCUCAGAAACGCCUCCUCCACACAAGCGCAAUCAGAUGGCACCUCUCAUUCUCUCCAUGUUGCUAAUCCUGAAGAUGAUGGUGAAGUGAUUGCAACCGUGGCGCUCCUAGAAAUAGCCAUAAGGCGAAUGACUGAAUUGGAAGUAACCACGGAUUACUUGGAGGGAUUGGGGUGUUGCUUCAUGAAGCUUGUAGAACGCAUGUCUGACGCUAUCGUGGAAUUACACAACAGACCAAUCGGCCGUAGAUGUCGCUCCCGGGGUUGA
Echinococcus granulosus is the source of this 408-nucleotide messenger RNA. RefSeq lists its product as hypothetical. Lineage: Eukaryota; Metazoa; Platyhelminthes; Cestoda; Cyclophyllidea; Taeniidae. The transcript has 3 exons. The record is from RefSeq and is a predicted model, not a curated record. Bases 1 to 408 code for a protein of 135 amino acids.